CGCGGGCGGCCAUCUUGGAAGCUGAGGCGGAGGCGGCGGCGGCGCUGCGGCGGUUGCGGCGGUCCGGUCCCGGCGUGGUGCGGCUCUCUCCGGAGUGGGCCCCACUCUUCCGCACCCUGCUCCGGCCUCGACCACGGCGAGCCUGAGCGCGGCGGCGGCCCACGCGCGGCGACGGGGAGAGGUGAGCGCGCGCGCCCGCCUGCGCCGGGGCCUCGGACUGCUCGUCCGCCCAGCGGAGCCGGCCGCAGCGGAGGGCCGGGGGCGCGGGGCUGCGGGAGACUCCGCACCGCCUGUCUCCGUUCUCUCCCGCCGCCCGCGGAGCCCCGGCCCAGAGCGUCUCUGCGCAGAGCCGGAGAUGAGCAACAACAGCAAUAAGAGAGCUCCAACAACAGCCACGCAGAGACUAAAGCAGGACUACCUUCGAAUUAAGAAAGACCCAGUGCCUUACAUCUGUGCCGAGCCACUCCCUUCAAAUAUUCUCGAAUGGCACUAUGUCGUCCGAGGCCCUGAGAUGACCCCUUAUGAAGGUGGCUAUUACCACGGAAAACUAAUUUUUCCCAGAGAAUUUCCUUUCAAACCUCCUAGUAUUUAUAUGAUAACUCCCAGUGGAAGAUUUAAGUGCAAUACCAGGCUGUGUCUGUCCAUCACGGAUUUCCAUCCCGACACGUGGAACCCGGCCUGGUCUGUGUCCACCAUCCUGACCGGCCUCCUGAGCUUCAUGGUGGAGAAGGGCCCCACCCUGGGCAGUAUAGAGACGUCGGACUUCACGAAAAGACAGCUGGCAGCGCAAAGUUUAGCGUUUAAUUUAAAAGAUAAGGUCUUUUGUGAAUUAUUUCCUGAAGUUGUGGAGGAAAUUAAACAAAAACAGAAAGCACAAGACGAACUGAGUAGCAGGCCCCAGACUCUCCCCUUGCCAGACGUGGUUCCAGACGGGGAGACGCACCACGGCCAGAACGGGAUGCCGCUGCUCAACGGGCACGCGCCGGGGGCCGGCCCGAACCUCGCGGGGCUCCAGCAGGCCAACCGGCACCACGGACUCCUGGGCGGGGCCCUGGCGAACUUGUUUGUUAUAGUUGGGUUUGCGGCCUUCGCCUACACAGUCAAGUAUGUGCUGAGGAGCAUCGCACAGGAGUGAGGCGCACGGGAGCCAGCCCCACGGCCGCUGUCGAGGGACGCCGGGCGCCAGAGCUCGACGUGGGCAGGCUGGACGCGCCGCCGCGUGCAGGCAGACACGCCAGAUUCCUGGGUUUAGCUUUUUAAAAACCUUAAAAGGAAAGCAAAAACCAAAAUGUGUGGUUCAGAUUUGGAGGAGGCUUGAGGUUCUCAGCCCCCUCUCGCCCCCGUGCCUGUUGGGGCUGGCGUGGAGGAGGGCCGCUCACACUUUGGUUUUUAUAGCUUAUCUCUUGUAUUGUCUUUAGACCUGUUUUAGUAAACCUGUUUUUCAUUUUAUUAGAUUUGGUCACUUAAAAACAUACAACUCAAUGCCUGUCAAACACCUAGUGCAUCGCCAGGCAGGAGCCAGGGCCUGGCGGAGGGGCCGGCACGCGUGGUCCGAGGCUCAGCAGGGCCGGGUUGGCUGGCCAGCGACAGCCACGGAAGGGGGGCCAGGAGGCGCGUGGGACUUGGUGUCAGCAUUUGAAAAUGUGUUUAUGGUCAGUUAGAAUGAAAACAUUCUAGAAAGUG
Messenger RNA from Microcebus murinus (gray mouse lemur), 1683 nucleotides. The record is from RefSeq and is a predicted model, not a curated record. NCBI's taxonomy places the organism in Eukaryota, Metazoa, Chordata, Mammalia, Primates, Cheirogaleidae.